AUGGCACCCACCUCCUACCCCAUGGCUCUGGCAGUCCUGGUGCCGCUUCCCUUCGACAUUGUCUUCACCGUCCUGCGCUUCUGGAUCAGAUCGAAGAGGAACGCGUGGGGACCUGACGACUGGGCGAUGCUGGUCAAUCUUCCGUUCUGGACAACCACUACCAUAUCCACCGUCGCAUUGGCUUGGAGUGGUGUCGGUGCCUACGACGCUUCACUGACCCCGUAUCAGUACUCGAAUUCCCUGAUGUGGUUCUACAUCUUCCAGGAGCCGUGGUGCUUCACGCUGAUCACCAUCAAGUGUUCCAUCGGUUUCGCACUGAUCAGGAUCGCAAAUGGCAAGAAGUGGAUCGAGUAUAUGAUCUACGCUUGCAUGCUGUCCUGUCUCAUUGUCAUGGGCGGUACUGGCAUGUACUUGUUUUUCCAGUGUCAUCCCGUGCAAAAGAACUGGUACCCAACUAUAGACGGUUACUGUCAGCCCCGCAGUACUCAGACCACCCUUUCGUAUGCGGUCGCUGUCGUAUCGAUUCUCAGUGACUGGAUCUUCGCGAUUCUGCCCAUCUUCCUGCUGUGGAACGUGCAGCUCGACUGGCGAGUGAAGUGCUCCGUCGUUGGUAUGCUCGGACUUGGAAUCUUCGCAUCGAUUGCUCCCAUUGUUCGUCUCAAGUACUUGAUCGGGUUGGAUGACGAAACGCGCAUCAUGCAGAACCUCGGCAAUAUCCUCGCCUGGGCAUCUGCUGAGGUAAACAUCGGAAUGCUUGUCGCAAACUUGCCUGCUUGCAGACCACUUCUAGAACGCAUGAUCCAUCGCUUCUCGUCUUGGACAGGGAGUGGAAGUCGCUCUUUUGGUGGCGGCAAGAAGUCGCAAGCGCGCGCGACCUCUCACAGCGGAGUCAAUGGCGCGUCGAAGCAGUAUCUGGAGCUUGAUGAGCGACCGGGAAGCACAACACUGCAGAAUUAUCUGACGAAUGGAAAGAGUACAGGUAGCACUGGCGUAGAAACAAGGAUAUAUGGUCACCUCGACGGUGACAGCAGCAUUAGUCUUGACCGAGACGAUGGGAGCCAAAAGCAUAUCGUGAAAAAUUCGGGCGCCGAUGGAAUGCGCGUCAAUAUCCAUAAGGAUUUCAAGGUGGAAGUGAGUAGAGGAGGCAAGCCACUUCCGAGAACGCCGGUGCCCGGAGACAUAGUAUGA
Messenger RNA from Didymella exigua CBS 183.55, 1188 nucleotides. RefSeq lists its product as uncharacterized. NCBI's taxonomy places the organism in Eukaryota, Fungi, Ascomycota, Dothideomycetes, Pleosporales, Didymellaceae. The record is from RefSeq and is a predicted model, not a curated record. Bases 1 to 1188 code for a protein of 395 amino acids. The transcript has 4 exons.